GGCUUCACUGCAGAGAUAACUCUUUGCAAACUUAGCUUUUAACCUAUGAAGUCAAGGUCUAAACAAGCUUGAGAUCCAGAGCCCACGCACCAUGAAAACAAUCAUUGCUGCCUAUUCCCAGAACCAGAGUGGGAGUCGUGCCAGCGUCCAGGCUGCCCUUCACACUCUGCUCGAUGUCCGCUGGCCUUCCCCCCAACAUGUCAAGGCCUGCACCCAGCUGCUGUCAGUCCUCCAGUGGGUUCUCAGUUUCCUGCUGAUGGGGACAGUUUUCCUGCUUCUCUUCACCUGUCUGUUUUUCACCAGUUUCUGGCCUCUUCCUGCUCUCUACAUGUCCUGGCUUAUUUUUGAUUGGGGCACACCUGAAAAAGGUGGGAGGAGUUCUUCCUGGGUACGGAAGUGGACCAUCUGGAAUCAUUUCCGAGAUUAUUUUCCUGUUCAGCUGGUGAAGACUCAUAACUUGCUCCCAAGCCACAAUUAUAUUGUUGGCAUCCACCCCCACGGGAUCCUCUGUGUUGGUGCUUUCUGCAACUUUGUCACUCGUUCCACGGGUUUCUGUGAAAAAUUUCCAGGCAUCAAGGCCUCCCUGGCUGUCCUGGCAGGCAAUUUCCGCUUGCCUGUUUUCAGAGAAUACUUGAUGAGUGGAGGUAUGUGUCCUGUGACCCGCCAAGCGAUCGGGCACCUGCUGUCCAAGAAUGGCCCUGGGAAUGCUGUGGUGAUUGCAGUGGGGGGCGCAGCUGAAUCACUCGCCUCCAGGCCAGGACUCCUCACCUUAACUCUUAAAAACCGCAAAGGCUUUGUCCGAUUGGCACUCCAGCAUGGGGCCCACCUGGUCCCCUCUUUCUCUUUUGGAGAGAAUGACCUUUUCCAGCAGGCAGUCUUUGAAGAAGGCACCCGCCUGAAGAGCUUUCAGAACAGGUUUCAAAAACUGUUUGGCUUUGCGCCCUGUUUCUUUUAUGGAAGGGGAUUCACCUCUGUUCGUUCCCGAGGCUUCCUGCCUUUCCCCAGGCCUGUUACCACCGUCAUUGGAGAGCCUGUGACUGUGCCCAAGAUUGAGCAGCCAAGCAGCAGGACAGUGGAUGCCUACCACGCCAUGUAUGUUCAAGCGCUGCUCAAACUCUUCAAUGACCACAAAGCCAAGUACGGUCUGUCAGAGACAGACAAGCUGCAGAUCCUGUGACCGAGGCUCAAGUGGAGGGGGAGGGCGGGGCUUGCCAGACCUCUGCUCCUGAGGGUGUGUCAGUUCUCAGGCCCUUGAGAAAGGAAGUUCUCUGCCUCAGUCAAACUUUUGGUGGGUUCGGUGGCUCUUCAGCAAGUGCUCCCAUUCCUAGAUCUGGUAUAUGACUGUUUAAUCUGAAAAGCUGCACUUUACCUCCUUCAUUUUCAGCGUAGAGGAGAGGCCAAAUUCAGGUUCAGGCCCCAGCACUAGCCUUGGCUCCAGCAUAAGCACAACAGUUUAGUUUGCACAGCUAACCUGGUUCUCCACCCAAUUCCAAAAGAACUGGACUUAGGCCAAAGCACGUAUUGUAUAAAGACAGCCCAAGAGCAACAGUAACGUGGGUUGGUGCUACAUAUACUGCUGCUUGGGGGACAGUUCUGAGCCAAAAUGUUUCUUCCUGCUGUGUGCCUGUUCUCCACCUGCAUGGGGCUGUUUUCAAAUUCCCACUGUUGAGAAAACAGUGGUUCAUCCCCUAAUGUGGGAAACAGGGAAGACCAAUUUGUGUGUGUGUGUUACAUGCUAUCAAAUAACUGCUGGUUUAUGGUGGUCUUAUGAAUUAAUGAUCUCCAAAAUGUCCCAUCAUUAACAGCCUUGCAAACUCAGAACUGUGGACUGUUAAGGCUUUCAUGGCUGAAUUCA
This is a messenger RNA of Sphaerodactylus townsendi, 1855 nucleotides long. Its product is annotated as diacylglycerol O-acyltransferase 2-like. Gene Ontology annotation, cellular component: endoplasmic reticulum membrane. The record is from RefSeq and is a predicted model, not a curated record. Bases 92 to 1177 code for a protein of 361 amino acids. Gene Ontology annotation, biological process: lipid metabolic process. Lineage: Eukaryota; Metazoa; Chordata; Lepidosauria; Squamata; Sphaerodactylidae. The transcript has 8 exons.